Lentinula edodes (shiitake mushroom) is the source of this 2847-nucleotide messenger RNA. RefSeq names its product vacuolar protein sorting-associated protein 35. Lineage: Eukaryota; Fungi; Basidiomycota; Agaricomycetes; Agaricales; Omphalotaceae. Gene Ontology annotation, biological process: retrograde transport, endosome to Golgi; intracellular protein transport. The transcript has 9 exons. Bases 1 to 2847 code for a protein of 948 amino acids. Gene Ontology annotation, cellular component: late endosome; retromer complex; retromer, cargo-selective complex. The record is from RefSeq and is a predicted model, not a curated record.
AUGGCGCUUCCAGUAGCGGAGGAAGGAAAGCUUCUCAGCGAGGCUCUGAAUACCGUGAAGAUCCAGUUUCAACAAAUGAGAAAGAAUCUUGAACUGGAUCAACUUAUGGAUGCUCUGAAAAGUGCAAGUUUAAUGCUUGCAGAACUUCGCACCUCUUCCUUGUCGCCGAAGCAAUAUUACGAGCUCUAUAUGUCCGUAUUUGAUGCUCUACGACACCUCUCAAAUUAUCUUUAUGACGCCCAUACUCAAGGCCGACAUCACUUAGCAGACCUCUACGAGCUUGUGCAAUACGCAGGCAACAUCAUUCCUCGACUCUACCUCAUGAUCACUGUUGGGUCAGUAUAUAUGUCCAUACCAGACGCUCCUGUAAAGGAAAUAAUGAAGGACAUGAUGGAAAUGUCCCGCGGGGUGCUUCACCCGAUCAGAGGUCUUUUCCUGAGGCACUACCUCAGCGGACAGACUCGGGAUCACCUUCCAGUCGGCGUUGACCCUGGUCCCAUGGGCAAUCUCCAAGACUCCAUCACAUUCGUCCUCACCAAUUUCGUCGAAAUGAACAAGCUAUGGGUCCGGUUACAACAUCAAGGGCAUUCGCGCGAUCGCGAAAAGAGAGAAAUGGAACGGAAGGAGCUGCGCAUACUCGUUGGGACCAAUCUUGUUCGACUCAGUCAACUAGAUGGUGUCGACCUCGACAUGUACCAACAACUCAUUCUACCAAGUAUCCUUGAGCAAGUCGUCAAUUGUAAAGACGUUAUCGCACAAGAAUACCUCAUGGAAGUAGUCAUCCAGGUGUUCACCGACGAAUUCCACCUUUUCUCACUAGGUCCCUUCCUAUCUGCUACCGCCCAACUUCAUCCAAAGGUCAACAUCAAGGCAAUCGUCAUUGCGUUGAUUGAUAGGUUAGCUGCGUACGCAGCGCGAGAAGCAGAAAGCGAAGAUCCGGAGGAAACGAAACGACAGGAAGAAGCUGCGGCGCGUCGUUUAGCCGAAAGAGUCAGGAUUCAGAAAGCAAAAGCUCGAGAAAGCACUUUGUCACUGACUAGCACAACAGACGCGCCGGAUGCGAGUGCUUGGGAAUCUACCGCUAGUUUUACCGCUACGGUGGAGUCGGAGACCCCGACAGUCGUUGAAAACCACGGAGUUGAGGAGACGUCGAGCGAUGUCACCCAUGAAAUAAAAGGCAAAGAUAAAGAAGGUUCUCCUAGUCGAAAAUUCCGAGGUGUACCCGAAAACGUACAGCUUUUCGAGGUCUUUUGGAAACAAGUCGUUGAACUGAUUAAGGCUCGACCGGACUUGUCGAUACAGGAUAUCACGGCGCUUUUCGUGUCGUUGACAAACCUCUCUCUCAGUUGCUAUCCUGACCGUUUAGAAUAUGUUGAUCAAAUCCUCGCCUACGCGGCAGAGAAAAUCAAAGAAUUUAACGAUAAUCCUGAUUUGCACGCUCAACAGACUAGUGCAAAUCUCGCUGCGCUUCUGGUCGCACCCAUAAACUCUUACCAGUCUGUCCUCACUCUUCUCGCCAUUCCAAAUUAUGCACCUCUUUUGUCACGCCAACUUUUCUCCACUCGACGUUCCAUUGCUCAUUCCAUCAUAUCUUCUGUGUUGAAGAAUGAAACCAUAGUAGAAACUCCAGAAGACGUGGACGGAGUGCUAGAGCUAUGCCAUGUUCUUAUCAAGGACCAAUCGGAUUCGGCUUCGAAUCCUGCGAAUGGCACUGGUACUGCGGUGAGGCGGCAAGGACCUCCUCAUUUCAUUGAACGGGAGGAGAUGGCCGAAGAACAAGGUUGGGUGGCAAGGAUGGUACAUUUGUUUAAGGCUGAAUCGUUAGAUGUGCAAUUUGAGUUAUUACAAACAGCGCGGAGACAUUUCGAUCUCGGAGGAGAACGUAUGCGCUUCACCUUCCCUGCGCUCAUUACAUCGUCGAUCAAGUUGUGUCGAAGGUAUCAUACACGGGAGCACCUGGAAAACGACUGGCAAACAAAAGUCAGUACCAUCCUCAAAUUCGUACGUCAGCUUUCAUCCAUCCUCGCCAAUCAAGUGGAAGCACCAUCUAUCGCUCUUCGUCUAUUCCUCCUUGCAGCCCAGAUAUCCGACGAGUGUGGGUUCGAAGACCUAACGUAUGACUUUUAUGUUCAAGCAUUCAGUGUAUACGAAGACAGCAUAUCAGAGUCUCGAGCUCAACUACAAGCGAUCACUUUGAUCAUUGGAACACUUCAUGGCGCCAAGGUGUUCGGAGUAGACAAUUAUGAUACCCUGAUCACCAAGGCGGCCUUACAUGGUGCCAAGUUGUUGAAGAAGAGUCAUCAGGCCACAGCGGUCGGGCUAGCUAGUCAUCUAUGGUGGCAGGAGGCGCCCCCGCCAACAGAUAGCGAGGAAUCUCAGCCCACAGCCAAGGAACCUAAGGAUGAUGAUUCAGAAAACUCAUAUCCACACCAAGAUAGCAAGCGUGUACUCGAGUGCUUACAGAAGUCUUUGCGUAUAGCAAGAUCUGCGAUCGAGGAAAUUGUCACUGUGCAGCUGUAUUGCGAUACGUUAGAUCAUUAUUUGUACUAUUUUGACAAGGGUGCUCCAGCGGUCGCACCGAAAUUCAUAAAUAACCUAGUCGAACUUAUAACCUCCAGUAUCGACAACAUCCAAUCACCAGACGUACACCCUUCACAAAGGGCUCCUCCUGGGUUGAUUGAGGGUGUACAAACACCGGAAAUGAUUAUGAGGCAUUUUAAGAAUAAUCUAUAUUACAUUCAACGACGGAAAGAUACAGCAGCGGAGGGCAACUCGGAUAGUGACUCGAGAUGGGAUGAGGUCGAAGUAGUGGGUGCCUUGUUGAAAAUGGGCAUUCGUCGGCUCUGA